This is a messenger RNA of Ananas comosus (pineapple), 796 nucleotides long. RefSeq lists its product as uncharacterized. Lineage: Eukaryota; Viridiplantae; Streptophyta; Magnoliopsida; Poales; Bromeliaceae. The transcript is spliced from 3 exons. Gene Ontology annotation, molecular function: proton transmembrane transporter activity. Gene Ontology annotation, biological process: proton motive force-driven ATP synthesis. The record is from RefSeq and is a predicted model, not a curated record. Bases 167 to 535 code for a protein of 122 amino acids.
CAGGCCGGCUCAGUUUGCGGCCCACGACAAACCCUAAUCAUCUCUCUCUCUCUCUCUCUCUCUCUCUCUCUCUCACCGCCGUAGCUCAUCGUCUCGUUUUCUCUCCGAUCGAUUCGUCGCCCUCAUCUCGUGCUCUUCUCCUCUCAAUUCUCGGACCAGUGAGUAGAUGGCAUCGAAGCUGAAUCAGCUUCGAUCAAAGGCAGCUCAAGCCUCGCAAUUUGUGACGAAGCAUGGGUGUGCUUAUUAUAAGGAACUGUUAGAGAACAACAAGAAAUACAUUGUUGAUCCACCCACGGUCGAAAAGUGCCAAGAAUUGUCAAAGCAGCUCUUUUACACACGCCUUGCAAGCAUUCCUGGCCGUUAUGAGGCAUUCUGGAAAGAGCUCGAUGGCGUGAAACACAUAUGGAGGAACAGGAAGGAGCUCAAGGUUGAGGAUGCCGGCAUUGCGGCCUUGUUCGGGCUCGAGCUGUACGCCUGGUUCUGCGUCGGCGAGAUUGUGGGGAGAGGAUUCACUUUCACCGGCUACUAUGUUUGAGCUGUCUCCCGGUUAGAUAUCUGGUCUUACACACUAUAUCUCUUUCCUUGUGUAAUUGUUCGUCGGAUGAUUUAAGGAGUUUUAUCUCAUUUCACCUGCGAAAUUUUGUCGCCCCAAGAGAUUUUUGGACCUGGUUGCCGGUGAGACAAACAUCCUUUACCUCAAAUAAUUUGCGGGCUUGAUUGGCAUCUCUUGUUAUUCUAUCUAUUAAAUGUUAUAUUUGGUUCCUACUUUCCAAAUUCUCUCUCUCUCUCCCUUUUA